This is a messenger RNA of Saccoglossus kowalevskii, 2628 nucleotides long. RefSeq names its product dual serine/threonine and tyrosine protein kinase-like. Gene Ontology annotation, molecular function: ATP binding; protein kinase activity. Lineage: Eukaryota; Metazoa; Hemichordata; Enteropneusta; Harrimaniidae. Gene Ontology annotation, biological process: positive regulation of fibroblast growth factor receptor signaling pathway; cellular response to fibroblast growth factor stimulus; negative regulation of apoptotic process. The record is from RefSeq and is a predicted model, not a curated record. Gene Ontology annotation, cellular component: cytoplasm.
AUGGCAACAGUUGCAGCAAAAAACGUUUCUACGCACAUUACCUCAUUGAAAGAAUCAUUUUCGUUGUAUCAGCGUGAUUCUAAUGAAAUACAGGACGCACUAGAGAAAACAAUAGAGGUGUACGACAAAAUACGACGUACCCUGUCAGAAGAGGCACAGACUAAAUUCGAGAGAAAUGGAAUUACACUACUCGAUGAAGAAGACCAGCAACUAAUUGAGAAGGUUCGUGUCAAACCUUGCAUCAUUGUCGUUGGCCAGACUAAUUCUGGGAAGAGUUCGUUCAUCAACGAGUUACUUGGUGGCACAGUGGUGACUGCAAGCGAGGUGCCAUGUACAGCUCGUCUAGUCAAAAUGAAGUAUGGAGAAACCCAGAGAGUACGGGUAAUUUCCAAAACCCGCAACGUCAUACAAACGAUAGACAUGAAGGAAACAAGUAAAGCAAUACCAAAAGCAAUAGUGGCACUCGCAGACAAAGAGCGAGAAGACGACGAAAUGAUCGGUAGUUAUGUUGUCGCCGAACUUAACAACGACUUCCUGAAAAGUGGCAUUGAAAUAAUUGACUCUCCGGGUUUACAAGAAAACGAGCGCCUGAAUAAACUUGUACUGGGAGCGGUUGAUGACGAUUUGAAGAUCAUUAUAUAUGUGGUAGAUGGUAGAAAUCAAUUGAACAGUCAGGAUUUGACUGAUAUCAAGAAAUUGUGCGAUGGUAAUAAGCGGAAUGUAUUUUUUGUAGUUACUAAACUCGACGAGCACAACACAAACAGCGGAGAUGAUAUGAGUGCUGCGCAGACGAAAAAGGGUCGCGUCUACGACCGUCUGGUUGAUGAGGGGUUUCUACCCGAUUGUCCAAUGGAGAAUUGCAGCAAUUUUCACGGAAUUUCGAAUUGGCGAUUGAAAUCGUACCGGAGAAAAAAUAAGAAUAACCCAGAUCCGUUCGUGGCCGACUUCUUUAGAUUACAAAAAUGUAUCUGUGAUUUUAUUGCACAGUCUCUCAAUAACUUGAUACUUGAGUCCAGCCGCAUCCUUCUUGCUUCUCAUACACGGUGUCUCGACUACUUCAUUAUGAAAACCACGGAGACGAAAACUCCAGAGUAUAAAGAGAAAGAGUUGAAAGCAUGCAGGGAAAUUGUGAACGAUGUAUUCAAGAAAGCCAUUUCAAAACUGGAUCAUACAUCUGUGAUUCUACAGCGUGACCUUAGAAACGUCAUUGACAAAGAAAGAGAAAAUAUCGUGUCGUCCGCUCGAGAAUAUCAGAUUACCGACGUGGCAGAAGUAGAAACCUGCAAUAAAACGAUACAGAAGUUAGUAAUUAAUAUAAUUAGCACAGCUGUGAAUGAAGCAGUGGCAGACAGCUUCAAAAAAGAGGAUGACAUUUUAAUUGAUUUAUAUAAUUCAGUUGCAGAGUUAGUGGACCACAGCGAACUUUCUGAAGUAGCCUCCAUUAUGAAACAAUGCACAAUGAGCUCGUACCGUACAGUCAUGGCAACACCACUUCGUAGAGAUUCAAUACUUACCCGAUUAAAAACAUGGUUAGAAAAUAUGACUACUGCAGUUCAACCCCAUAAAGAUGAUACUGUCAUUAUCGAUAAUAAUUGGAAAGAGGAUAGGGCUUUAGAGACCUUCAGUAAAAUCGACACGAAGGCCGUAUCAAAAGACGCAAUUAGUGAAGCCAAAUGUCAUCUUCGUAGUAGCAAAACGCAGUUCCAAAAAGCUAUAAAUCAAAUAGAAAGCCUGAUAAAUUCAGAUACGAUGAUCACAGAGAUGGAUGCAAAGAAUAUCAGAACGUUUGCACCUGAUGUGGCAUCACUGGAACUGAGGAUUUACUCGAUACUUGACAGAAGAGAGUUUGGUAUUCCUGAACGUGGUGAAGUGAUUGGAACAGGCAGUCGGAGUGUCGUGUACGACUGUGGUGAAAUGGGACGAGAAGCUUUACCGUGUGCUGUGAGGGUUGUCAAAUAUGAAGUUGGAAGUAAUGACCCAAUGGAAGUACAUUACACAAGACUUGUACAUGAACAUGAACGUAUGCUACCUCUGCUGGCAACAAUAAUAUACAAUAACGAGUUAUUGUUACUGACACCAAAAAUGAGUUACAACCUUAAAAGCGCCCUGCCUAAAUACAGAUAUUUGACUGACCGACUUCACGUCGCUCUCCAGGUAUCACAGGGCAUUGAAUUCUUGCAUAAAAAAGGAAUUGUGCAUAGAGAUAUAAAGCCUGAAAAUAUUUUGCUAGACGAACAUGGAAAUGUGAAAAUUGCAGAUAUGGGUUGCUGCAAGGCCGAAGGGUUUCUACAAGAUACGUUCAUAGGCACACCAAUGGUUAUGGCCCCAGAGAUGGCAAUGGGCGCUGACUACGACAGGAUGGUGGAUGUAUAUGCAUUCGGCAUAUUGCUGUGGUUUAUAUGUGAUGGGACUGGAUCCCUGCCAGAGACAUAUAAACAUCAUCAAGCUAACUCACACCUGCUAAAUGUGUUUGGUGUACGACCAGAAAGAUUGGACAAGUUUAAUAAGCAGUGUUGGCGUCUUAUGGAAAAGUGUUGGAGACAAGAAUCUACAAGGCGAGUUACGUUCAGAGAAAUAACUAAAGAACUUCAAAGCAUCAUUCAAAGUGUCGACCCCCUAGCAACAUGA